Molecule: messenger RNA, 946 nt
Organism: Paramecium pentaurelia
Lineage: Eukaryota; Ciliophora; Oligohymenophorea; Peniculida; Parameciidae
Source: the annotation of a GenBank genome assembly
AUGAAAAAAAUUAUGAGUGCAAUGUUGCUUGCCCAUUCAUUUAGUAAAAUAAGUAAUUUUGAUAACGUGAUAAUUGAUUCAUACAAAGGAUGUCAUAUGUAAAUAAGCAAAUCAUAUCAGAAAGAGCAAUCUAUAAUAAUACAUAAACAAUCCAACAUUGUUUAAAUAACAUCUAAUCGAUUUAAUAGAAAGGAGUAAAUCUAAUAAUAACACAGCAAUUUGGAUUGACCUAUAAAAGGAUUAAUUGCGUUUAGCUCCUGUAUAAAAUAAUCUAUAUGUAGACCUUAAUUGAAUAAGGAUUUAAGAUGCAUAGAGUGAGUGAAAAUAUAUUAUAAUUUUCAAAAUGGCUUCCAGAUUGUGAAAGCAGAUUGCCAAGUUAAGCAACUCAUUAUGUUGGUGUUGGUGGGAUAGUUGUUAAGGAUAAUUGUGUAUUACUUGUAUAAGAAAAGAAUGGGUAAAGAAAAGGAGCUUGGGGAACUCCAGGGGGGUUAGUAGAUAAAAAGGAAUCAAUAAUAUAAGCAGUUUUAAGAGAAGUGAAGGAGGAAACAAAUUUAGAUGUAAUAAUUAAUAUAUAUAUAUAUAAUAAUAGUGUAAAGUGGAGGAUGUAUUAUAUUUUAGAGAGAUGCAUGAUGCUAGAUUUGGAAAGACUGAUUUAUACUUUGCAUUUAAAUUGAAAUGUUUAGAUGAAUAAUAGAUAAAGAUAUGUGAAUAAGAGUUGAUGGAUUAUAGAUGGGUGCCAAUUAAUGAGAUAUUAGAUGUAAUUUUGUAGUGUAUGAUUAUUUAGUUUAUGAGGAAGGAGAAUUAAAAACCACAUGUGAUUAACUUCUAUAAAUCUGUUUAGGAGAGACUUGUAGGAGAUGAUUGCAAAUAUAUGAAUAUAGAAGAAAGGGAGGAAAUGUAUUAUGGUUAAAUGAAAAAUUAUAUUAUUUUCAAACCUAGAUUUUGA